Messenger RNA from Hydractinia symbiolongicarpus, 846 nucleotides. Its product is annotated as glutaryl-CoA dehydrogenase, mitochondrial-like. Gene Ontology annotation, molecular function: glutaryl-CoA dehydrogenase activity; flavin adenine dinucleotide binding; fatty-acyl-CoA binding. The record is from RefSeq and is a predicted model, not a curated record. NCBI's taxonomy places the organism in Eukaryota, Metazoa, Cnidaria, Hydrozoa, Anthoathecata, Hydractiniidae. Gene Ontology annotation, cellular component: mitochondrial inner membrane. The transcript has 10 exons. Gene Ontology annotation, biological process: fatty-acyl-CoA biosynthetic process; fatty acid beta-oxidation using acyl-CoA dehydrogenase. The coding region runs from base 1 to 846 and encodes 281 amino acids.
AUGAAGGGGUUGACUGCACCAAAAAUUGAAGGAAAGUUCUCUUUACGUGCAUCAUCUACAGGCUCUAUUUAUAUGGAUGAUGUUGUUGUCCCAGAAGAUAACUUGCUGCCCAAUGUAACCGGUUUGAAGGGGCCUUUUGGUUGUUUAACGAACGCGAGAUAUGGUAUAGCUUGGGGAACUCUUGGAGCUGCUGAGUUUUGCUUAGAUACAGCACGCAAUUAUACACUAAACAGAAAACAAUUUGGAAAACCUCUUGCUCAAAAUCAGUUAAUUCAAAAAAAGAUGGCGGAUAUGUUGACAGAGAUAUCAAUUGGACUACAAGCUUGCUUACAAGUAGGAAGGUUAAAGGAAAAAGGAAUACUCGCUCCAGAAAUGGUUUCAAUUAUCAAACGAAAUUCUUGUGGAAAAGCUUUGGAUGCGGCCAGACUUGCUCGCGACAUGCUAGGAGGUAAUGGAGUUUCUGAUGAAUAUCAUGUUAUACGUCACUGUAUGAAUCUCGAAGCUGUCAAUACAUAUGAAGGUAUGACGUCACUCUUUUUCUUUUUAGAAAUUGGCGUAAUUAGGGCCAGCGUAAGUGGAAAUGUCGGUAAAUUUGGAAUACUUGGUAAAAAAAUGAUUUUCUUCCCACCUUCCUACAGUUUCUAUUUCAAGUGCAAAAAGGCGCAAGCUCAAAAUUUAAAUAGAAAGAAAAGCAGUGGGAGAGUAAUUCAAGAAAUGAUAAAAUUUAAGUUUUACAAUAGUCCCUUCUAUAAAUCCGAUAAACAACUGGGCACACACGAUAUACAUGCGUUGAUACUUGGCCGUCAAAUUACUGGCUUGCAAGCGUUCAGUUCUAUGGACAUGUGA